AAAGAAGAAAAAAAAGACAAGAAAAAUUGACUUCCCUCUUUCCUUACGUGGCUCACAAUGGGUGGCUACAUUAGAGGAUGAUUGGUUCUAGAUUCAGUUACAUAACAGAUCAGUCGACAAUAUACGGAUACACGGGGGGGCCAAGGGGCUGUCUGCUAAGAGGCAGAAGAAUGAUGAUCUGGACCUCGAUUGCCCAUCGACCCUUGAAAUCCUUGCCUCUCAUGAAAACGGUCGUGGAAGCCGAGGCGUAUCAGCAGACGUCACCCACUAAUUCUGCAUCUGCAAGGCGAACAGUGGGCCUAGUGUGUAGAAACAGCCCAAUGUGGGUGAGGAAUGUCACCAUGCAAAGAGUCAGACUGAGAACCUCGAUGUUAUGGGAUUCUGAUCCACAAUGUCUGGUGUAUAGUAAGAGUGAAUUUGUGCCGGCCGGCCACAUGCUGCAGCUCUUGCUCCUGCUGUUUUCUGUUGUUGACACUGUUAUGACUGAUGAGGUAUCAACAGGAGGGGACGGUGAGAUGACCAGUUCACUUUCCAGCUCUGGCUAAUAGUUGGUGGUUGAUGAUGUCCUGGGUCGUCAAGGCUAAUGCUACGGGGCCAUGAGGAAAAAGCCGGGCGUUAAAAUCCGCCACGAUGAGAGACAUAAUCAGCCUAUACCCAUGUCGGUCUGGACCAGCUUGACAGAUGACGACAGGUGGAGGAGGGGUGGCUUUUUGCUGCUGCCCUGGCCUGGUUGAAGACAUCCACGGACACUAACUAGAUAGAUAUUGGAGGUAACGGGGCAGGCACGCAGGGUGAGGUGACACAACCGGAAGGAGGGGCAGAGGUGGUUUGAGCUCGAUUUGAAGGAGAGGGGACGACGAGUUGCAGACGCC
This is a messenger RNA of Colletotrichum navitas, 872 nucleotides long. RefSeq lists its product as uncharacterized. The transcript has a single exon. Lineage: Eukaryota; Fungi; Ascomycota; Sordariomycetes; Glomerellales; Glomerellaceae. The coding region runs from base 78 to 545 and encodes 155 amino acids. The record is from RefSeq and is a predicted model, not a curated record.